ACUUGAUGGGUCGCUGAUUGAACCAAGGAUCUUCGCGCCAAACCACGUGGACUCGCAAUGGCUCUAUCCGACUCAUCAUCCACCACGCGGCUCCCAUGCAAACCGUAACACGCGCAAGACUAAAUCUCCUUGCCUGCAGAACACGCGCUACCUUGUAACCGUUGAGUGAGACAGAGACAGGGAGAGGAAUAUCCAUGUUUCUCUCCCGUACGCAUUGCAGGUAGCAAUCCUCGGAGCCCAAUCUGUAUUAUUUUCCUUCGUCUCACUGAGUUGAGCUGAGUUGAGUUAGCUCGUCCAGUUCGUUUCUCUAGAUCGACAUGGAGAUGGAAGGAUUCAAAGAGAACCCAUCUGAGAUCCACAGGAGGCAAUUUUGAGGUAGAGAUGAAUUCAAUGUCCAAUUGUUGCUUCCCUGAGCUCAGCAAACCAGCCCUUGGUCAAUGAUUCAAACUCAAGCUUCCCUGUCAUGAAUGUUAUAAGUCCGAUGAAGAAAAGAAAAUUUCACGAGGAGCAAUUAGGCUUGCCACCACCAAAGCACAGGUGCUGGGCACGAGUAUUUCCAUCUGAUGAAUCCGUCUCCAUGUUUGAUGGAAACCUUGAAAUAAAGAAUAUGCAAAAACAGACACUGAACAGCAAGAUAGACGGGGCAUCCCUGGAUGACAGGUCUGAACCUGAAUCUGGAGGAGGCAGCAAUAGUUUCGCCCGAGAUUCUGGUUAUGCAACGUCGGUUUAUGGUGAUUCUAAAGUCGGGCCCGUGUAUGCACAGACAUGCCAAUACGAUAGGCCUUCCACUUCAUCAGGGAAAGGCAUCAGCCAUAGUGCAGAUGAACUAAAAUAUGUGAAUGGAGACCAUCAACCUAUGCAUCCACACGACAAAAUACAAGAAUUUCAGAAUCUUGAAGAACACAUCCAGGAAUUUGGAAACCGGAUGGAUUACAUUUUCGCAGAACACGGAGAUGACUGCAUUGAGGAAUGUAUGGACACAGGUUGCGAAGAUCUCAUCUACCCCAACGGUUUGAAGCCGAACACAUAUGUACUUUCAUCCGGAAGAUGGAGUGUGAACCAAGAGGGUCAAUCAGCAGGCAGCAGCAGGAAGCCAACCAUUGAUCAAGAAUUCGAGCAGUAUUUUUCCUCGCUAAUGCUGUAGAACUCAUUGCUCCAAUGUGGAGCAAUAAAUCUGUAUUUAAAAAAAAAAAAAUAUAUAUAUAUAUAAAAUAUGUUGACCAGGAUUAAU
Molecule: messenger RNA, 1231 nt
Organism: Malus domestica (apple)
Lineage: Eukaryota; Viridiplantae; Streptophyta; Magnoliopsida; Rosales; Rosaceae
Product: protein FAR-RED ELONGATED HYPOCOTYL 1-like
Biological process (GO): maintenance of protein location in nucleus; response to red or far red light
Cellular component (GO): nuclear speck; cytoplasm
Molecular function (GO): nuclear import signal receptor activity
Source: RefSeq, a predicted model, not a curated record